Messenger RNA from Rhincodon typus (whale shark), 6252 nucleotides. RefSeq names its product BICD family like cargo adaptor 1 (gene bicdl1). The transcript has 8 exons. NCBI's taxonomy places the organism in Eukaryota, Metazoa, Chordata, Chondrichthyes, Orectolobiformes, Rhincodontidae. The record is from RefSeq and is a predicted model, not a curated record. Gene Ontology annotation, biological process: Golgi to secretory granule transport; vesicle transport along microtubule. Bases 23 to 1117 code for a protein of 364 amino acids.
GGAGAUAGAGCAGCAGCUCUCAAUGCAAGUUCACAAUCUCCGUGAUGAGUUCCGGGAGAAGAGCACCUCAACAAACCAACACGUAGCGCGCCUGGAGAGCUUACAGGCUGAGCAGAUUCUAGAAAUAAAGGCACUUACAGAGCGAAAACGUGAACUGGAGCGACGCAUCAGUGCAAUGAUUGAGGAGAAUGAACUAUUGCAGAGCACGAUUGAGGACCUUCAAGACCGAGUGAUGAUGGCAGAGCGACAGAGCCAUAACAAAGACUUACAGCUCCGACAGAACCAGCUCGAACUCCAUGAAGUACGAAUGUCUCACCGGCAGCUUCAAGUGAAAGUUGAUGAAAUGAACGAGGAGAUGAGUCUACAUAGUGUGAGCCCAACAAGUACAUCAUUACUGUCAGAAAUUGAGCAGAGCAUGGAAGCAGAGGAGCUGGAACAGGAGAGAGAACAGCUGAGAAUAGAGCUCUGGGAGGCAUACUGCCAAGUGCGAUCGCUUUGCUCACACCUGAGAGGAAAUGACAUCACAGACUCUGCACUUUCCACCGACUCCUCUAUGGAUGAAUCCUCUGACACCUCCUCUGCCAAAGAUAUCCCCACAGGGAGCCUCCACACAGCACUGCAUGAGCUCAAACGUCUGAUCCAAAACAUUCUUGAUGGCAAUGAGUCUACGGUGGUGCUGCUGAGAGGUGAAGUGAAUGCAAUUAAAGAGGAGAGAGACAAGCUGAAGGUGUCUUCUGAAGAAAAGGAACAAGACAAGCAGCUUCAGAAAGCUCUCAGCGACCGGGAUGAGGCCAUAGCAAAGAAGAAUGAUAUGGAAAUGGAAUUGGCCAAGUGUAAGAUUGACAUGAUGUCACUCAACAGCCAACUCCUUGACGCAAUCCAACAGAAACUCAACCUCUCACAGCAGCUGGAGGCCUGGCAGGAUGAUAUGCACAGGGUCAUUGACCAGCAGUUAAUGGACAAACAACAGAGAGAGUGUCGUCCGCCAGCUCAAUCCUACAGGAACAGCUGCAGCAUGAGGCACAAAGUCAUCUCCUCAGUGAAACUGGAACGAAACCGACAAGAGCUCGUUGGGGCAGAAGGGAAAAGUCCCUUCUCGUUUUUCAAGAAGAAUUAAUUUUCAUAGUAAUUGUUAAAAGGGACAAUUUUGGAGUUGGCAGGGCUUCAAAGAGAUUCUUUGUACAAAGAGUGUUCCAUUGAAUGGGAAGAAAAUUUAUGCUUCCUGGGCUCAGGCAAUAGUUCCAUUCACCCGCAAAAGGAUAGCAGGUUGGCAGAGUGGAGCAAACCGUGGGUGGUCGAACAAGUCAGGUAGCCUUGUUACUAGAGAUGUUCUCUGCUUUUACUGGUGCCCAAAUGGUCUUUGACAAAGGUUCUUGUACAUGGAGUUUUGCACGACCAUACUGUACAUAACGGGUUAAAUCAAAUUGUGUUGAUAAGUUAAAUUAUUCUCACAAAAAGAGAAAUGUAAAAGAAUGUAAAUGUGCAAGAAAUGAGUUAAAGAAUGUCUGAUUUGUGAAGGACUGAAUGUUUGUAUAGUAUUUUAUGAUGGACUGGUUGCCCUUAAAGAAUUGUAUGAGACAGCAAACCCAUAUGCAUCCAUAGCAAGAAAUGUACUGCACCCUCUGACCAUUGCACUUCAGAUGAUUCAUAUGGAAUAUUGCUGCAUGUGCAUGUAGGUGUGGACAGUUCACUGUGUGCCUGUGGAAUAUAGUGUUUGUGUGAGUCAUGCCUGUUCAGUAUAGUGUAAGAUAAUUCACUAUGCACAAGUUCAGUGUUGAAGUGAAUUUUGUGUUGGUGUAUAAAGUGCUCCAUAAUAACACCUUGACAGAAAACCAAUGGGAACCAGUUCAUUAUGCGAGUGCACAGUUGUCUGACUAUGAAGUGUUGGUCGGUACAAUCGCUGUACUGCAGCACAUCCCGCUAUGGUACGACAUAGGCUCAUGGUGGAUGUUUGUAUGUGAAAUAUGGCACGACUGCUGGGAACCUGAAAAGUACAAGAGACUAUGGAAUGUUUGACAGCAGCCGUAAAGAGAAAAGAUAGGUUCAUGUUUUGUGUGGAGAUGUAUAAUCAAUACAACAAAAGGAUUGUUGGCUGACACAUUCUGGCCAAUUGUGAGACUGUCAUUUGGGUGUUGUGUUAACUGGGUGCCCAUUUGGGGAAAUUGCAGGCGUGUGAUGUUGAAGAAGAGAAAAGUUAAUUAACUAAAAAAAUGACUGAACGUCCACAAUUUCCAAUGUAGCUGUCCUGUGGGCAUCCAAAUGCAGAAUCAUUGUUAAUCUGUCCUUUCUCUUUUCAGAUGCUGAUGGAAGCAUUGUGUACUUUUAGGAUCUUCUGUUUAAAUUUAACAUUCAGUGAAAGGUUGGAUACAAAGUCCCAUCCAGUAUAGUUGGGUUGUGUCUGCACUGUAUAAUGUGGAAUCAUGCAAGGUAGAAUGUAGAUUGAGAUAAAGUACUUUUUGCCUGAUCAACAUGGAACAGUGCACUGUAUGUAUAUAAUGUGUUGGACAGCACAAGACUAGUGUAGAUUUAUGCACAAAUAUACAAGUUGUGUGGUAUGGUUUGAAAUUGCAGACGGUACAAAUCUAUUAACAGAUUGAUACAAUGCAUGAUAAUGUUGAGUAAGCAGGUGUCCCUGGAUAACAGCAUAGGAUGGUGCAUUGUGUACUCUAUGGUCAGGGUCUCUAUCCCUAAGCAAUAUAGUGUAGGAGAUAGAUUGGGAUAACAGAUUAUAUGCCUGUUCAUCCACUGAGGACAUGCAUCAUGUGCUGGAAAGUAUGAGCUUGUUCUGCGUCUUUAGAGAGUAGAGUGGUGGAGAGUGACAGGGAGUGUUAUAAUCUAUUAUUAUAAUUAUAGUAGUGUUAUAACCUGGGAAAGUAUACAUGUGAAGAAUUGUGUGGAAUCAUGUGGUAUGUACGUACAUGGUGUGAAUAGUAUGCUUUUUGCUUGUGAAGUAAAUUGUGUGACAAUGCACCCUGUGCCUAUACACCCCAGAAUGAUAAACACACUGCAUUACUACUAGGGAACUGAGUAGUGUGUGGUUGCCUGUAGAGAGCUGUGUUACAAUGUGCUGUGAACAUAUAGAAUGUCAGUGCAUCAUUUCUGUGCCAUAUGUGAUGGGCACAGUAUCAAUCGUUCUGUUUCGUUUUUGGAGUGCACAGGCAAUUGUAAGUUAGUGACCUCUUUGAAUGUUCAUGCACAGCAGCACAUGUGUAGUACUUUACAGGGACCAUCCUGUGCAUGACCUGUGUGGGGAUUUUAGAAUCACUGCCCAGCCUUGCAGAUUUGAGGGUGAAUUGUCUGUGCAAUAUGGUGCUGGGUAAUGUAUAUCUGCCUGUAAUACACAGUAUUAAAUAUACUGUACACCUUGAACGGUAUUCUCUCAGACUGGUGUAUGAUAGUGCACCAUGAACAGUGUAUUGUUGCAUCUGUGCAUCAUCUACCUACACAGUAAAGGAUACUGCACUCUGUACCUGUGCAGUAGUGUACCACGUGCCUUUCCAGUUGUGUGUGUGUGUGUGUGUGUGUGUGUGUGUUUGUGCGCGUGUGCGUGCGCGCCUGUCUGAUAAUGCGCCAUGUGCAUGUAUAUCUAAAAAUAUAUCCUGCGCAUGUCCACUGUGGUGCGGGCUAGUGUAAUGUGUGCCUGAAGCCUAUAUAGUUCGCUAGUGCACCACGUAUGGUAUGUGAAGAAUUGUCAUGUGCUUUUAUGUUAUAAUGACACAAUCCACUGAAUGUCACCUCACUGUUGUCUGGAGUACUGUUACGUGUGCUUGUGAUAUUUACAAUGAGAUUGCGUGCUAUUUGCCACUGCAGUGUCUAUGGUGCAAUGGCACCACCUGCUGUAUAAGAUAGCAUGAGGAAUGGGGGUUUGUUAUACACUACAGAAUGGGAGAGUGUACUCGGUGCCUAUACAUGAUAGUGGGUUGUGAAUGCAGUGUGUGCCUGAAUGGUACGGUUGGGUGUGGGAUUAGGGUAAACCUGACCUGUACAGCAGCUUGCCAUGAGUCUCUACAGGCAUAGCAUGGUUCUUAGCUGGGAGUGGUGAAGCAGUAUAAUCUGGAUAUAUUUCUGGGUGCCUUUUAAUUGCAAUUGUAUAAGGCACAACAUAGAGUCUUAUGUAGUGUCCACAGGUGGACCAUGUGCUUAAUCAGUAAAAUGACAUGGAGUAGUCUACUGUUCCUCUUUAGUACUGUAUGCCUGUGCAAUAAGUUUUAGCUAUUAUUUAGAGGGAACAUGAGCAGACUAGUGAAAACAAAUGGUUAACACAGUGAAUUUGUGGUUGAACUGAUGGGAUGUAACACUUAUUCUGCACUCGCUAUAUGUCACUCUAGCUGUCGGGUUUAUUGCACCUACCCCAGCGAUUGUAACCUAAAUAUCAAAAAUGAAAGUGAGCCAUGCAGAGCAGGGAGGUUUCAGUUACAAUCUCUGCACAGUCCUAAACUAACAAACAUUGGUCAGGACAGCAGUCGGUGCUUGACCUUUACCUCCUCCCUGGACUGGGGCGUUAUCAGUUGAUUAUUGCUUUAGUCAGUAAUAUUGAAAUGCUGAAAUCUGUGAGUUUGUGGAUAAAUGCUGAGGGUAGGAUAAAGGCUCAGCUGUGAAGUCAUUCUGGUUUAGAUCACCUGUCUGAGCUUGUAGUGAUCAGCACCUUCAGGAGCAGGGGUGGGGGGAUGAGAAGACUAAAAGAUUAUAUUUCUGUGAAUAUUGAUGGUAAUACCAUUUUGACUGGACAUUUUAACACGGUUACCAUGCAAAACAGGUCAAAGUGCAACCCCAGUCUUACCAGUUGAAAUCUAAGCAAACACAAAAGUAAAAUACUGUGAAUGCUGGAUACCUGAAAUCAAAACAGAAAAUGCUGGAAAAUACUCCGUAGGUUUGGCAGGAUAUGUUGAGAGAGAAACAUUAACUCUCUUUCUUUCUCCCUAAGCCAAACAAUCUGCACAGAACCAGGCUGACAAGUAUAUAUUGUCCCACUAUAUUUUUACUCUAAGUUCACUUAUUCCGUUGUAUGGUGUUUAAACUUUUCACUUCCUUGCUAUAUGCUCUUUUUUUCAAUGAGAAUUAGUGUCUCAGCAGUUACCAAAAUGCAAAAGGCAGACUGCCAGUAUCUACCUUGAUUGUGCAAUAAUAAAAUGUAUUUUAAGUUGUAUUGAUUGUAAAAUUGCCACCGAUCCACUGUUACGUUCAGUAUAUGUUAGACUCUUUCCAGUUAUGGCUGGGACCUGCUCAGCUCUGUCAGAAUUGCCUAAAUACACAUCUCUCAGAAGAUCUAGAUCCUUCUGACAGUCAUGAGGUCAAACUGUUCAGAAUUGAGGUUCAUAAAUUGUAAAUCCACUUUCUGAGAUUCACUCUUGUGUUUUACAAUGUCAUCUGAGCUCCUUUUUUUUAGGUCACUGCCUUAAAAUAUUAACCCUUUUUGGCACAGGGUUUGACAUUUUUAAGAUUUGGACCUUUGCUGCACUCAAUAUAUGUAUUGACUGUGAUAUUCAGGGGCAGGGGAUUUAGUGACAUGACCAUUUCACCUAAGCCAUUUGAGAGGACCCCAGACUUGCUUCCAUUCUACCUUUAACCUCACAAGCAACCAUAAAGAACUCCCAGCACUGCUUAAAGGAACCAUGUUCUGUCACCAGGAUUCCUACUUGGGCCAGACAACGUGCAAACUGCUCACAUCUGGACUAAAAUGAACAAUGGUGCAUCCACCCAACAGUUCCGUUACCCAGUAUUCUAAUCCUACAACACACUUUUAUAAAGCCUUAUUGACAAAAGGAGUGAAUAGUGCCAACCCAACCCAGUUAAAGGGAAUUAAUACAGAAACAGCUGGUGUCAGUGCUCCAGGAGCCAGUUAACUGCCCAGUUUCUGUGUUUGCAAUCUCUAUUUUAUGAUAUAUUAGUCAGGGCUGUGAACAGCUCAUGUAUUGAUUAAAUUCCCACCAGAGUGGGGAGCUAAAGAACACCUCACUGCUGAGAAGCAAUGGAUGUCACAGAGUGGCUUAAAUUGGCUGUAUAUAAUAUAGAGCUUGGAUUCUUUUUCUAUAUUGAAAAGGUUUCAUAUCAGUAUAGACUAUUUGUAACUGAAAUACAGUUUACUGUUUAAUUUGUAUAUGAAGAGAGAUACAUAAUACAAAUGCUUAUUUUUUAGUAAAAAUGCUGCUGCCUUUUUAUAGUCUUGUCUUGUACCGAACUUGAAAAGCUCCUUAAACAGAUAUUUCUAUGAAGUGUGUCUGUUCCAGAGCCACUGUAAUAAUAAAGACUAAU